Molecule: messenger RNA, 4803 nt
Organism: Symbiodinium natans
Lineage: Eukaryota; Dinophyceae; Suessiales; Symbiodiniaceae
Source: the annotation of a GenBank genome assembly
AUGCCUGGGGCAGAGAUGAAAAGACGGGAAGGACCCAGCUUCUCAAAGCGAAGGCAAGCAAAGCGAGAGGCCAAGAAGGCCCGAGCGUACUUGGAAGAAGGCAGCAGAUUUUACAGGCUUGGCCGGAGCAACUUCCACACCCAGGCGCUGCUCAAGGCGAAGGAGCUGCUGGCAGCUGCAGUUGCUUUGCAGCCUACGCCAGCCGGCUUCUUCUACUUGGGCGGUACGCUGAACCUUCUGUCGAGACCAAACACUGCUGCCCGAGCCUACCGAGAGUGCAUACGUUUGGAUCCUCUCUCGGCGGCCGCUCACCAGAAUCUUGCCCAGGUUUAUGAUGACUUGGGCAAUCGGACAGCCGCACAUGUGCACUACAAGCAGUGGGCACAGCUGGAGCCGUCGGCGCAGGCAAAGAAAGGCCUGGCUCUUUCAUACCUUUGGGAGCACACUCACCACCUCCAGGAGGGCAGUCGGCUUUGUGAUGAGGCGUCUGAGUUGGAUCCCCGAGAUCCAUCUAUACCUUUCGACUGCGCCCAGCUCCUGGUCUUGCUGCUCCCCCCGGGCGAUGAGGCGGAUGGCAGAAUCGGCUCGGAAGCCUGCGGCCCUGGGCCAGAGGAGAUAUGCAGCGAUGCUAGCAGCUCGCACUGGAUGACACACAUUGAGCCCAAGUUCCGGCGCGCUCAGGAGGCCACAUUCGCUUCCUGGACGGGUGGCCCGCGGCCAUUGGCUCACCAUCAGGAUGGGGCAGAGUGGGCCAAGGGCACGGGUGCACUUUGCCCAAAUGGUGGGGAGGCCAUCCGAGACCCCGGGCUCAUGGCAGGGGCCGAGGACCCGGUACUGCUCUCACUGGGUGGCGGAGUUUACGGCCAGCGCAUGCCCCACACCUUCGGCGGCCGGUUCAGCUGGGCUGGCCAGCGCUACGUCGAGCGGAGUGUCCGUAUGUCAAAGCUGACGGAUGUGAUGGUGAGCGGGAACGAGGGCGUCAUCACCAAGGGUUGCCAGAUCCUUGUACCAUACUACGACAAGCAAGUGCCAUGGCAUGAGAAUCUCCCGAGCCCAGCCAUUCCGGCAGAGCCUGUGCGGUGGCUGCCCGUGGCGCUGUGGCUGCUGGUCAUGUUCCCCGCGAAUUUCUUCAGUUUCCUAGUGGAUGAGUUGGCUCGCCUGGCCGUGUGGCUUACGGUCAGCCGACAGAGGAUACCCUUGCUCGUGCCUGCAGAUCGCGGUCAGCUCAAGCCCUUCAUGUACGACUGGCUAGCACUGCUCGGAGGUUUUGAUCUCAUACCCUACGAUGUGAGGCCUCAUUUCAUGGGCGCCGCACGCGUAGCGGAGCCCCGUUUCUUUGUGCGCCAGCUGCAUGUCGUCGACUGGCAGGAUGCACCCGGCUCUGCUCGGAGGGAGGAUGUGUUCCUUCUGCCGCCGCGAUGGGCGCUGCAGCGGCUGCGAGAUCUGGUCGUUGGUCGCGCCUUCGGCUUCGCCAAAGCAGAUGCCAAGCAUGGAGGUGGCAAGACGCUACUGUGGAUCCAGCGGGCUGUGGCCACUACGCGACGGGUGGCCAACGAAGCCGAACUGCUGGGCGCCAUGAUGAACCUUGUGGGUCACGGUUGGGAGCUUCAGAUCUUUUCUGACAGCCCUAUGCCAAGUGCUCGCCGAGCUCUUGAACUUUUUCGCUCGGCCGACAUUGUUGUGGGAGUGCAUGGAUCCGGGCAAGCAAAUGUGGUGUUCUGCCGCCCUGGAACGGGCAUCAUUGACAUCAACCUGCCCGAGCCUCACUCGCAGUACACCGCGCACAACAGCUACGCACUUGGUUUCAGAUACCGCCUGGUCAUGCUCCAAGGUGUGGGGCUUCACCAGUCGCUCAACAUCACCUUGCCCGUGGGUGAUGUCCUUGAUGCACUCAGGAGUUUGACCGGAAGGGCGGGCGAGGCAUCGCAGUCAUCGCAGCUAAGAAAUGCGGAGAGCGCUGGGGCGGAGCCAGCUGCACCGCAAGCUUUGGCUUGGGGCUUGAGUUUGGAAGAUCUGCCCGUGCGAGACAAUGGUGUUUCGCCCAGAGACUGGUGCGUCUCCGGUAUGUUCACAAUGCAGAUUUUGAAAAUCUGGCUCCAAUCUCAGAGUGUGCCAGAAGACAUCAUGAUGGUGUUGCUGUACUUGCACGACUUCGUCCAUGACAGCAGCCGCUCUUUAAGCGAUGUACUUCGCCACUUAGCGAGAAUGGCGAGUCUGCAUGUUCGGCAUUUCGGCAGGCUCUCCAGCUGGGCCAUCAUCGCCAUCGCCGACGAGCUAGACGUUCUUAGCGAGGCUCUGAAGAUUGCCACCUCUCCCUUCGGCAGCUACGCGGUCAGCGCAGUCAUGCCGAGAUCCACCUCCACGGCAUCUGGGGCGCAUUUACAGCCUGAGGACAUUCCGCUUGAGAAUGACACGGCUGUGCAGCAGGAUUGGCCAAUGACGGCUGCAACCAAUGGAUUCUGCGCUUUCCCUAGUGCGCGUAGUGAUCCGUCGUUGGGUUCCUUGGGAGUUGGCCCCGUCAGCCCUGAAGAUAAACUGCAGAUAUGCCAGAUGGCCCGAAAAUAUCCUGGUCAUAGUUCCGAGCCGGGCACAGAAUGCGCUACACCGGAAGCAUGCCCAACAUGCAACGGCGUGUGGUGCGACGAGGCCACGCAGUCGCUGUUGCAGGUGCAGUCUCAGAAUGAGACCCAGGUGUAUCCAUUGGAGAGUGACAAUGAGACCACCAAGACUUGGCCAAUGACGGAUGCAGCCAGUGGCUUCUGCGCAUACCCAAGCGAGCGAAGCGAUCCAACGCUUGGAGGUGAGAAGCUGGGUGCUGCCCCGACAAGCCCGGAAGAAAUCUUGAAGGUCUGCGAGAUGGCGCAGAAGUACGAAGGGCACAGGGCCGCUCCCGGCAGCGAGUGUGCUUCCGAGACUAGCUGUGGAGGCUGCAAUGGCGUGUGGUGCAAUGGCACCGUGCAGUCACUGUUGCAGGUGCAGGCUCAGAAUGAGACCCAGGUGUAUCCUUUGGAGAGUGACAAUGAGACCGCCAAGACUUGGCCAAUGACGGAUGCAGCCAGUGGCUUCUGCGCAUACCCAAGCGAGCGAAGCGAUCCAACGCUUGGAGGUGAGAAGCUGGGUGCCGCCCCGACAAGCCCGGAAGAAAUCUUGAAGGUCUGCGAGAUGGCGCAGAAGUACGAAGGGCACAGGGCCGCUCCCGGCAGCGAGUGUGCUUCCGAGACUAGCUGUGGAGGCUGCAAUGGUGUGUGGUGCAAUGGCACCGUGCAGUCACUGUUGCAGGCGCAGGCUCAGAAGGAGACCCAGGUGUAUCCUUUGGAGAGUGACAAUGAGACCGCCAAGACUUGGCCAAUGACGGAUGCAGCCAGUGGCUUCUGCGCAUACCCAAGCGAGCGAAGCGAUCCAACGCUUGGAGGUGAGAAGCUGGGUGCUGCCCCCACAAGCCCGGAAGAAAUCUUGAAGGUCUGCGAGAUGGCGCAGAAGUACGAAGGGCACAGGGCCGCUCCCGGCAGUGAGUGUGCUUCCGAGACUAGCUGUGGAGGCUGCAAUGGCGUGUGGUGCAAUGGCACCGUGCAGUCACUGUUGCAGGUGCAGGCUCAGAAUGAGACCCAGGUGUAUCCUUUGGAGAGUGACAAUGAGACCGCCAAGACUUGGCCAAUGACGGAUGCAGCCAGUGGCUUCUGCGCAUACCCAAGCGAGCGAAGCGAUCCAACGCUUGGAGGUGAGAAGCUGGGUGCCGCCCCGACAAGCCCGGAAGAAAUCUUGAAGGUCUGCGAGAUGGCGCAGAAGUACGAAGGGCACAGGGCCGCUCCCGGCAGCGAGUGUGCUUCCGAGACUAGCUGUGGAGGCUGCAAUGGUGUGUGGUGCAAUGGCACCGUGCAGUCACUGUUGCAGGCGCAGGCUCAGAAGGAGACCCAGGUGUAUCCUUUGGAGAGUGACAAUGAGACCGCCAAGACUUGGCCAAUGACGGAUGCAGCCAGUGGCUUCUGCGCAUACCCAAGCGAGCGAAGCGAUCCAACGCUUGGAGGUGAGAAGCUGGGUGCUGCCCCCACAAGCCCGGAAGAAAUCUUGAAGGUCUGCGAGAUGGCGCAGAAGUACGAAGGGCACAGGGCCUCUCCCGGCAGCGAGUGUGCUUCCGAGACUAGCUGUGGAGGCUGCAAUGGCGUGUGGUGCAAUGGCACCGUGCAGUCACUGUUGCAGGUGCAGGCUCAGAAUGAGACCCAGGUGUAUCCUUUGGAGAGUGACAAUGAGACCGCCAAGACUUGGCCAAUGACGGAUGCAGCCAGUGGCUUCUGCGCAUACCCAAGCGAGCGAAGCGAUCCAACGCUUGGAGGUGAGAAGCUGGGUGCUGCCCCCACAAGCCCGGAAGAAAUCUUGAAGGUCUGCGAGAUGGCGCAGAAGUACGAAGGGCACAGGGCCUCUCCCGGCAGCGAGUGUGCUUCCGAGACUAGCUGUGGAGGCUGCAAUGGCGUGUGGUGCAAUGGCACCGUGCAGUCACUGUUGCAGGUGCAGGCUCAGAAUGAGACCCAGGUGUAUCCUUUGGAGAGUGACAAUGAGACCGCCAAGACUUGGCCAAUGACGGAUGCAGCCAGUGGCUUCUGCGCAUACCCAAGCGAGCGAAGCGAUCCAACGCUUGGAGGUGAGAAGCUGGGUGCUGCCCCCACAAGCCCGGAAGAAAUCUUGAAGGUCUGCGAGAUGGCGCAGAAGUACGAAGGGCACAGGGCCGCUCCCGGCAGCGAGUGUGCUUCCGAGACCAGUUGUGGAGGCUGCAAUGGCGUUUGGUGCAAUGGCACUGUGCAAGCUUAA